Molecule: messenger RNA, 1226 nt
Organism: Anoplopoma fimbria (sablefish)
Lineage: Eukaryota; Metazoa; Chordata; Actinopteri; Perciformes; Anoplopomatidae
Gene: purbb
Product: purine-rich element binding protein Bb
Exons: 1
Coding region: 73-1032 (319 amino acids)
Biological process (GO): regulation of transcription by RNA polymerase II
Cellular component (GO): nucleus
Molecular function (GO): purine-rich negative regulatory element binding; RNA polymerase II transcription regulatory region sequence-specific DNA binding; DNA-binding transcription factor activity, RNA polymerase II-specific
Source: RefSeq, a predicted model, not a curated record
CGCACCCAUAGCGAGCGUGAAGGGGGUGCGCUGGCAGAAAGCAGCUACGCAGGAGAGAGGGGCAGAAGCCGAAUGGUGGAGCUGAACAUGGCGGAUGGCGACAGCGGGAGUGAGCGCAGCGGGGGAGGAGGUGGCGGCGGCGGCGGCGGCGGAGGAGGAGGUGGAGGAGGUGGCGGUGCAGGCGGCAGCAGCAGCUUCCAGCACUUCCAGCGGGACCAGGAGACCCAGGAACUCGCGUCCAAGCGGCUCGACAUCCAGAACAAGAGGUUCUACUUGGACGUGAAGCAGAACAGCAAAGGCCGGUUCAUCAAGAUCGCAGAGGUCGGGGCCGGAGGCUCCAAAAGCCGCCUCACACUGUCCCUGUCGGUGGCUGCGGAGUUCCGGGACUACCUCGGGGACUUCAUCGAGCACUACGCGCAGCUGGGGCCCAGCAGUCCGGAGCAGAUCGCUCAGGCGUCCGCCGGGGAGGACGGAGGGCCGCGGCGGGCGUUGAAGAGCGAGUUCCUCGUCCGGGAGAACCGCAAGUACUACCUGGAUUUGAAGGAGAACCAGAGAGGGAGGUUCCUCCGCAUCCGGCAGACCGUCAACCGAGGCCCUGGCUUCGGCGUGGGCGGCCCCGCAGGCGGCAUGCUGUCCGGCCAGACCAUCGCGCUUCCUGCUCAGGGGCUGAUCGAGUUCCGAGACGCCCUUGCGAAGCUCAUAGACGACUAUGGAGGAGAUGACGAGGAGCUGGCCGGAGGAGGUGGGGCCUCCGGGGGCUGCAGCGAGCUCCCCGAGGGCACCUCCAUCAUGGUGGACUCCAAGAGGUUCUUCUUCGACGUGGGCUCCAAUAAGUACGGCGUGUUCCUGCGGGUGAGUGAGGUGAAACCCAGCUACAGGAACUCUAUCACCAUCCCCUUCAAGGCCUGGGGCAAGUUCGGAGGAGCUUUCAGCAGAUAUGCAGACGAGAUGAAGGAGAUCCAGGAGAGGCAGAGGGAUAAGCUGUACGAGAGGAGGGACGAGAGCGAGGGCGACGAGGUGGAGGACGACUGAUGCGGGCUGCAAGAUUUAAGAAAAUGUGGGAGAGGAGGAGACAUGUUUCUUAGUCCAGACAGAUCUGCAAUAUAUAGAGGGUGUUUUGCAUUAAAAAAAGAUAAAAGUGCAUGACAAAAUCGUGCUGUAAUAGCCUACUAAAGUAUCGUGGCGUUGAAAACACGUUGAAACACACACACACACACACACACACA